Molecule: messenger RNA, 222 nt
Organism: Halteromyces radiatus
Lineage: Eukaryota; Fungi; Mucoromycota; Mucoromycetes; Mucorales; Cunninghamellaceae
Exons: 2
Molecular function (GO): metal ion binding; mRNA binding
Source: RefSeq, a predicted model, not a curated record
ACAUCUGGUUUAUUUGAUAAGAAACCUGAACUUUACAAGACAGAAAUGUGUCGAAAUUGGCAAGAAAUGGGACAAUGCAGAUAUGCGAAAAAGUGUUGUUUUGCUCAUGGUAUCAAGGAAUUACGAGCAGUUCAACGACAUGUUCGAUAUAAGACACAGAUUUGUCGGACCUACCAUUUGACAGGGACAUGUUUAUAUGGAGUACGAUGUACAUUUAUUCAU